Nestor notabilis (Kea) is the source of this 1159-nucleotide messenger RNA. It is a transcript of the gene ZNF830, whose product is annotated as zinc finger protein 830. The annotation marks the transcript as partial. Gene Ontology annotation, molecular function: nucleic acid binding; zinc ion binding. Gene Ontology annotation, biological process: mitotic DNA replication checkpoint signaling; mitotic DNA damage checkpoint signaling; nuclear DNA replication. The transcript has 8 exons. NCBI's taxonomy places the organism in Eukaryota, Metazoa, Chordata, Aves, Psittaciformes, Psittacidae. The record is from RefSeq and is a predicted model, not a curated record. Gene Ontology annotation, cellular component: spliceosomal complex; nucleus.
CUGCAAUCCGGGAGUUCCUGCUAGGAAAGCUUCACGAAUGUUGUGCUUCUUUACAGAGAGUUGCAGAAUUAAAAGGCACAAAGCAGACAGCAGCUGGUUCAGCUGCUAGCACGUCAUCUCAUCCUGUCAAGAGAAAAACUGUUGACACAGAAAAUACAGAGUUAAAGAGAGUAAAAGGUACAGACGAAAAGCCACACACAUCUACAUCUGGGAUACCAGCAGAUUUUUUUGAUGAAACAGAGGGAGACAGUGCAAACAAACAGCUUUCGAAGGCUCCAGGUCCUAGUUUAUUGUCAGGAAAUUAUGAUGAUGACGAUGAUGGUGAUGAAGAGGAGGAACAAGAUCAAUCAAACACAUCUUCUGUUAUGAAUAAAACGGAAAUUCCACCUCCAACUCAAGAAGUAGCAGCUAGUGCUCUGCCUGCAGACUUCUUUGACAGCAACACCACAGCUGCUCCUAUACUUCCCCAUUCCGGAUCCAUACAGAAAGCAGAGAUACAGGAGAAGGUAGUGGAAAGGAAAGAAAACACUGCUGAAGCUUUGCCGGAAGGUUUCUUUGAUGAUCCUGAAGUGGAUGCAAAAGUGCGAAAAGUUGAUGCUCCAAAGGAUCAAAUGGACAAAGAAUGGGAUGAAUUUCAAAAGGCAAUGCGACAGGUCAACACAAUUUCAGAAGCAAUAGUGGCAGAAGAGGAUGAGGAGGGACGACUAGAUCGUCAGAUUGGAGAAAUUGACGAGCAGAUUGAAUGUUAUCGCCGUGUUGAGCUUUUGCGUAACCGCCAGGAUCUGAUGAAGGAGAAAUUAAAGGAAGCCAUGAGAUUAAAAGCAACACAAGAGAAAGAGGAUGAGGCUAUUGGUAGCGAAGAUGAAGAAGAGUUGCAGGAUUUGCUGUCUCAAGACUGGCGGGUGAAAGGGGCUUUGUUGUAGCGUUUCUGCAACAUGGUUGAUGAUAUUCUCUUCAUCUGUGAUGGUACUUCCACUGUUAGAAGUGAGAUGCUUUUGUUAAAUAUUUAUGUAAAGAGGAUUGUGAGGUGGUAAAGAGCCAAGUGUAUUAAAAACAUCUUUGUAGAGCCAAUGGCGUAUUACUUGCUGUAAAAACUGUAUAUUGCAAAUGUUUUACAAUAUAGAAUGUACCUUUCAUAUUAAAAUUAUUGGUUUCCUAC